Messenger RNA from Malassezia restricta, 1749 nucleotides. RefSeq names its product type II pantothenate kinase. Gene Ontology annotation, cellular component: cytosol; nucleus. NCBI's taxonomy places the organism in Eukaryota, Fungi, Basidiomycota, Malasseziomycetes, Malasseziales, Malasseziaceae. The coding region runs from base 1 to 1749 and encodes 582 amino acids. Gene Ontology annotation, biological process: coenzyme A biosynthetic process. The transcript has a single exon. The record is from RefSeq and is a predicted model, not a curated record. Gene Ontology annotation, molecular function: pantothenate kinase activity; ATP binding.
AUGGGGCUAAAUUUUGCGAGUCCACCGGUCGCUGUACCUGUGGACAUUUUCAUGCGCACGCAUGGCGCACGCAUUAUGGAUAAGGACGAAGAGACUCCGCAGUGCACGAAGCGUGACGGUUACGACAUCUACCUUCCGAAUCAUGUCGAACGUGUGUCUCAUAUUGCAGUCGAUGUGGGUGGCUCACUUGCAAAAGUCGUUUACUUCACUCAUGCGCCCUCUUCGCCUGUGUCCUCCGAUGGAGGGAACGAAUCGGAUGUUUCGCGCCAAGGCACCUUAAAGCCAACUAACUUGGGCUCCUCAUCGCUGUUUCACCCGACGAGUCUGCGACAGCGCUCGCUACCGGAGCAAUUUCCUGGUGGACGCCUUAAUUUCACCAAGUUCGAGUCCAGUAACAUGGACAUGUGCAUGGCAUUUCUUCGAGAGCUCAUUGAGCGCAGCGCUUUGGCGAAUCAAGUCACGAUAGAAGAAAUGCAAAAGAGUGUGAAAAUCAUGGCUACAGGCGGUGGUGCGCACUUAUUUUAUCAACGCUUCAAAGACGAACUUGGCGUUGAGGUGCAGCGGGAAGACGAAAUGGGGUGCCUCAUCACAGGUCUUAAUUUUAUGACGUUGAUCCCUGACGAGGUAUUCUGGUUCUCUGAUGAUCUCGUGGACGACCUGUAUAAACGGCAUCCGAAGUUAUCGCUCAAUAUGCGCCGUGGCGACUCGAGGGUUCUGCCCAGCCAAGAUGCUAACCUUCCCCGACCCAGUCCCACUCCACCAAUGUAUGAGCCUCUGUUUGAAAGUGAACCAACGCCCAAGCUGCCUUGCUUGCUUGUCAAUAUUGGCUCCGGUGUCAGUAUUCUCAAGAUCGACGAAUCAGGAAAAUUUGAGCGUGUAAGUGGCACGAGUCUAGGAGGUGGUACCCUGUGGGGCCUGCUUGGUCUGCUGACCGAUGCAAGUAAUUUCGACGAGAUGUUGGAUCUGUUUGAGCGUGGCGACAAUAGUAAUGUCGACAUGCUUGUCGGUGAUAUCUACGGGCCAGUGGGAUUAGAUCACCUAGGCUUGUCAGCGUCGACCAUUGCAUCUAGUUUCGGCAAGGUGUUCCGCUGGGAUAGACGCAGUGCCUCACCUGAGCAAGCAGAUGAUGCCCGUACAGCGUCAGAGCGCCGUCGUGCGCGAUUUUCUCAAGAAGACAUCUGCCGCAGCUUGCUGUACGCCAUUAGCAACAAUAUCGGCCAAAUCGCUCACAUGAAUGCCGAAAAGUACCAACUUGAUCGUGUGUACUUUGGUGGCUGCUUUAUCCGCGGCCACCAAGCUACUAUCGCAACACUCUCUUACGCUAUCCGCUUCUGGAGUAAAGGACGUCGUCGUGCCUACUUUUUACGGCAUGAAGGCUACCUGGGGGCUAUUGGCGCUUGGGUGCGACAUAUUGCCUCGGACUCGUCGGUCGAUCAUCCACCCGAGCCACCGAUCCAGCCCAUGCUAGCCGAUGCGCUGAGUAUGAAUCAAAUGGACCAGUCCCCUGUGACGCCAAGUGCUGCUGGCAUGUCCCCUUCACCCGCACAUACUGAAAACCAAACUUUGUCGGACCUCUUGAACGAGCUGAGUACCAUUGACCAGUCCACCAUGCCGUCUGACCCCGACUCGAUCGAGAAGCUUAUGCUGCAACUAGACCGUGCGCAUAAUGUGGCCAAUGCAAUCGAGUCUCGUGUCGACCACUUGCUGGAAAAGAUCCAAACGUUGCUGCCGAGAGAGCCGUCUCCUUGA